Messenger RNA from Esox lucius (northern pike), 3767 nucleotides. Its product is annotated as vang-like protein 2. The record is from RefSeq and is a predicted model, not a curated record. The coding region runs from base 781 to 2361 and encodes 526 amino acids. Gene Ontology annotation, biological process: Wnt signaling pathway, planar cell polarity pathway; multicellular organism development; establishment of planar polarity. The transcript is spliced from 8 exons. NCBI's taxonomy places the organism in Eukaryota, Metazoa, Chordata, Actinopteri, Esociformes, Esocidae. Gene Ontology annotation, cellular component: plasma membrane.
AGGAAAGUCAGCACAAAAAAAAACUCAAUGGAUAUUUUGGGAAUUUGUAGGCCUACUUUUUUUUUAGAUUAGUUGUUUUCAAUUUGGAUUGAUAUUGAUAGUAAAUACUGUUUCCAAAUAAUUGACAUUUGAAGUGAGGUAGAAUAAAAGAAAUAGACGAUAGGGUAAGGUACCGUGUUAAAUAUUAUAAAGCUGUCCUAUGGAAGAAGCUAUGAUCGCUCUCAUUUUUCACUCCAUACCAAAGCUACAGGGAAGUUUAGAGAGGACCCCUGGCCUGAUCCGGGCUAUUGUUAUUUUCACGCAGGCCACGUAGCUACGUGGUUCGAAGGGUUGAGUCCGGAGUCCCAACAAUUAGGGAGGAAGUACCCUACCCCUCAUCCCGACGGCAUGGGAACGAGACGCUAAGAGGAUACGUGUGUGUUCAAGCUUCGUGGGAAUUUUCGGCAAAGGGACUGUCCAUUUUUACCCCCUCCUUAUCCUCCAGGUCAUCCUAUUCUGUCUCCACCUCCCCUCCCCCUUUCUUGUCUUCCUUCUUUACUUCCUCCCCUUCUUCUCCGGUCCUGGUCCACCAGACCCUGAUUCCCUCUGGUGGGCUCUUCUCCCUCUCCCUGUCCGCCGGCCUCCAAGAUAGAUUCCCUCAGGAGUAAGGUUGACCUGCUGAAGUUGCCCCUGGCCUUGUCCAACAAGUCCAUCUCAGAGCGCAAGAGCCAGCUGGGCGGAGCCAGGGAACGAGGCACGGGGGGAGGAGGGGCCCGUCAAACCCACCCGCCAACUCGAGACAUGGACAACGAGUCGCAGUACUCGGGCUACUCCUACAAGUCAUCUCAUUCCCGAAGCUCCCGCAAGCACAGGGAUCGGAGGGACCGGCAUCGCUCCAAGAGCAGAGAUGGCAGCAGCCGCGGGGACAAGUCCGUGACCAUCCAGGCCCCCGGGGAGCCGCUACUCGACGCCGAGUCCACCCGUGGUGACGACAGGGAUGAUAACUGGGGAGAGACCACCACCGUGGUCACCGGAACAUCAGAACACAGCGUGUCCAACGAAGACCUGACCAGGGUCUCCAAGGAGCUGGACGAAUCCUCUCCCCUGGAAUGCAAACGCUUCCUGGGUCCUGUGCUGGGUGGCUGCCUGGGCCUCUUCGCCCUGGUCACUCCGCUGGCCUUCCUGGUUCUCCCCCAGCUGCUGUGGCGCGAGGCCCUGGACCCGUGCGGCACCCCCUGCGAGGGCCUCUACGUCUCCCUGGCCUUCAAGCUCCUGGUGCUCCUCAUCUCCUCCUGGGCGCUGUUCCUGCGCCCGCCGCGCGCCACCCUGCCCCGCUUCUUUGUCUUCCGCUGCCUGCUGAUGGUGCUGGUGUUCCUGUUCGUGGCGUCCUACUGGCUGUUCUACGGCGUGCGCGUGCUGGAGCCCCGGGAGAGGGACUACCGGGGCAUCGUAGAGUACGCCGCGUCGCUGGUGGACGCCCUGCUCUUCAUCCAGUAUCUGGCCCUGGUGCUGCUGGAGGUCAGACACCUUCAGCCCGCCUUCUGCCUGAAGGUGGUUCGCACCACGGACGGGGCCAGUCGCUUCUACAAUGUGGGACACCUCAGUGUUCAGAGGGCAGCAGUGUGGGUGUUGGACCGGUACUACAGUGAUUUCCCAGUCUACAACCCUGCCAUGCUCAACCUGCCCAAGUCUAUCCUCUCCAAGAAGAUGUCUGGAUUCAAAGUCUACUCUCUGGACGAGAGCAGCACCAACAACUCCACCAGCCAAUCCCGGGCCAUGAUUGCUGCGGCGGCCCGCAGAAGAGACAACUCGCACAACGAGUACUACUAUGAGGAGGCGGAGAUGGAGCGCAGGGUCCGCAAGCGCAAGGCCAGGUUGGUUGUGGCGGUGGAAGAAGCCUUCACCCACAUCAAGCGUCUCCAGGAUGAUGACCCUGCUGCCUCGUCCCCCAAACACCCCCGUGAGGUGAUGGACCCCCGGGAGGCGGCUCAGGCCAUCUUCGCCCCCAUGGCCCGGGCCAUGCAGAAGUACCUGAGGACCACGCGCCAGCAGCCUUACCACAGCAUGGAGAGCAUCCUCACACACCUGCAGUUCUGCAUCACCCACAACAUGACUCCCAAGGCUUUUCUGGAGCGUUACCUCAGCCCAGGGCCUACCGUGCAGUACCAGCGUGAGAAUGGCAGAGGGCGUCAGUGGACUCUAGUGAGUGAGGAACCAGUGACCUCUGCUCUGCGUCAGGAUCUGGUCUUCUCCUUGCGGCGCCUCGACUUCUCCCUGGUUGUCACGGUGCAGCCCCUCCCAUUCUUGCGUCUCGGGGAGGAGUUUAUUGACCCUAAGAGCCACAAGUUUGUAAUGAGGCUGCAGUCAGAGACGUCUGUUUAGAGCUAAUGGAGGCCUCUGAUCCUUCGGGGAUUUGCAAGCAUGUACUAGGUCAUUAUAAAUCCUCCUGUUGAACCAAUGUCAUGGAUGUUACCAGAAUGGGAUGAAACUAAGAUCUUCCAAAGACCGAAGAGGGAUGCCAUGACGAUGUCUUCAUGACACUGUAGAAUUCCCUUGUAUUCCAAAGGGAGCAAAGCCUAAAUUUAUUCUGAUGAAUAACAUUUUUCACGUAAAGAUCACUAUCUGACCACUAGAGGAGCUGUGUCAUUGCCCUCUGUUCUACUUCCUGAUGUCUUACGAACGGACCAAUCAGAGUACAACUCUCAGGCCCGGCAGCUGCACCUAUUCGUUGCCAGUGUGAUGUUGACGUGAUUAGGAAAGAAGAGGUCGGUUUUCUAUAGGGGUGUGACUUUUUUUACUACAGAAUGUAUGUUUAUUGAAUUAAUAAGGCAUUUCUUGUUGCGCUGUAGGUCUUCAUAUGUUUGUGAAGGAAAUACAUUCCUGAACUUCUUUAAACUGAGAGUCUAUGUUGUAACAAUUCAUAUUGUAUGUGUGGCUCUCAUUUCAUUUUACACUGGUCUUUUUAAACAAAUGUAAUAGUUUGGUAAAGUCUGAGAAUACAUUCCUGGUUUGGACCCUCUCUCACGAUGUUUCUUAGACAGAAUGUUCUGAACCUGUUGAUCCACAAAGCUGUUUGGAAUGGACUUGUCUUGAGGCCGUGUCCACUGUCCUCCAUUCAUUUUCUUUCUGACCUUCCUGACCAGAGACGUGUGAUUUUAUCCUUACUGCAGUUGUAGCAAAUCACCACAUUGUGCCACAUUGUAAACAUGACAAAAGUCUGCUGCAUUGAAUAGCCUUACCCAUGUAUGAAUGACAAAACCCUGGCCAGUCAUCUCUGACCAAGAACCACUUCUCUGACCACUAAACCUCUAGGUUCUUCCAAGAUGUACUGUAACUGGCAGCUUGAUGUUGACGCUUGAACUGCUCCAAACAGUCGUCCCCCUACUUUUGGAGAAUUGAGCCCCAAUAUGACUAAUGUGUCAUUUGUAUUCAAGCCAUUAGAACUGAUACCAUUCAUUGAUAAGAGAACAACCAAUGAAAUGAAGUUCAAACCAGGUUUACAUAACUGAUGACAACAUCUAAUGGCAAAAUGCAAAUUAUUGUCAUACCAGUUUUUAUGCAUGCUAGAAAUUCGGGUUUAAGUACAUUUUCUAUGUUUUUAUAUCAUUUCUAUGAAGCCUAAGUUAUGAUAAUGCAAUAAUGUAUUUUUUUUUUUUACUUUUGGAAAAGAGUUCGCUUGUACAAAGAUGGGUAGAUUUGACUUUCUUUUAUUAAUAUUAGCUGCUUCUAGCUUGUAGUGUGCUAGAUGUUUUUUCAUUAAAUAAUUUUCCUGUGCACCUGCUCUCACU